This is a messenger RNA of Dermatophagoides pteronyssinus (European house dust mite), 3984 nucleotides long. RefSeq names its product C-type lectin domain containing ema (gene ema). NCBI's taxonomy places the organism in Eukaryota, Metazoa, Arthropoda, Arachnida, Sarcoptiformes, Pyroglyphidae. The record is from RefSeq and is a predicted model, not a curated record. Gene Ontology annotation, biological process: vacuolar transport; endosomal transport; regulation of autophagosome maturation. Gene Ontology annotation, cellular component: late endosome; Golgi apparatus.
UCAAGAAUAUGUUAUCUAUGUAAAAAAAACCAUCAUAGCCACUAAUAAUUAAAAAUUCUCAAUUCAAAGUGAUUAUUUAUAAAUUCUACAAUGCUUAGGCCAACAAAAUGGUUUGGCUGGUCUCGUUCCAGUUCUGAAUCAUCUUUAGUUCGUUCCAAUAGUAAUCCACAUUCAUUGGAACAAUUAAAAUUAUUGUAUCGAUUAUUGGAAAAAAAUCAAACAGUAAGCGAAUCGAAUCGUACAUUAUUGGUUGAAACAUUAAGACAAAUUGCUGAAAUUCUAAUCUGGGGUGAUCAAAAUGAUUCUAGUGUCUUUGAUUUUUUUCUCGAGAAAAACAUGCUCUACUUUUUCUUGAAUAUUAUGAAACAAAAAUGUGGUGGCUAUGUUUGCACACAAUUGUUACAAACAUUGAAUAUUUUAUUCGAAAACAUCAAGAAUGAAACAUCACUUUAUUAUUUAUUAUCAAACAAUCACGUUAAUUCAAUUAUCAUACAUAAAUUUGAUUUCAGUGAUGAAGAAGUUAUGGCCUAUUACAUAUCAUUUUUGAAGACAUUAUCUUUAAAAUUGAAUACACAUACAAUACAUUUUUUCUUCAAUGAACAUACAGCCGAUUUUCCACUUUAUACUGAAGCGAUUAAAUUUUUUAAUCAUUCAGAAAAAAUGGUACGAAUAGCUGUUCGAACGUUGACAUUGAAUGUGUUUCGUGUACAGGAAAAAGCAAUGCUUCGUUUCAUACGGGAUUGUACGGCAGCUCCAUAUUUUUCUAAUUUAUCCUGGUUCAUUGGUAAUCAUAUUCUUGAUUUAAAUAGUUCUUUGGCUACAUAUAUUGAAUCAAGAAAUCAAUCAUCAUUGAACAUUCAAGGUUCAUUGCCACAUAGUAAUAGUUCUAAUCUAAUAAAUCGACUUGAAGAUUUGGUUGCCGAACAUCUUGAUCAUCUUCAUUAUUUAAACGAUAUUUUACUGUUGGAUAUUGAUGAUCUUAAUAAUGUACUUUCAGAUAAUCUUUUAUAUCGCCUUAUAAUUCCAUUGUAUAUGCAUUCAUUUCUACGUAUCGAUUCUAAAUUCAAAUCGAAAACAAGUUCCAAAGAAACUAAUGUUAUUCUAUCGCCAUCCAUUGCAAUAUUUUUGUUAACACAGGUGUUCUUAAUUAUUUCUUAUGGUGCUUUACUCAAAACAUUAUUAUUGGCAUUAAUUUCAAACAAACAGGACAUUGAAACUAUUGCACAACAAUGUGAAUUUACUCAACCUAUCACCUCGUUAGAAGCGGCUAUUGAACAAGCCAUACAAACAACAUCGAACCAAAAUUCAUCAGAUUCUAGUGAAAUGCAAGAUUCAAGUCCAUCACAUUCAAUAAAUAAUAAUGAUAGUAACAGUAAUAAUAAUGAACAGUCGACAGUAGAAACUGUUAAUAAUUGUGAACCGAAUAAUUCGACAAGUGAUAAAAACAAGUUAAAAAUUGAAUCAAAUACAUUAAUAAAUUGGCAGGAUUGUUCAUUUUUGAUUGCAUUGUUAGCGUCAUUAAAUGCCAGAAUUGUUCCUAACGUUGAAUUAUCCAUGGAUAUUAAAAAUCAAGAUGCUAUAAAUAACAGUAACAGCAAAAAUUCAGAAAGUAAUAACCUCAGAAAAUCUUGUCAUUCAUCACAAAUUCUUCGAUUUAUACCCGAUUGGACCAGUUCGGACGAUAGAAUUGUUUUAUUUGCACUUUCAUUAAUUUCGUCAAUUGUUUCAAAUAAAGCCAUUGAUAGUGACAACUAUCAAAGUAUUUUUGUACCACCAUUGGAUUUUACGUCAUCGACAAAUUCGUUUUAUCAAACAUUGAUUAAUAGCCUAUUAUUAAUCAUGCGUCAAUGUAGUUCAUCAACAUCAUCAAUACGCUUGGUAACUUUUGAGCUUGCUGUUCAUUUAUUUCGAAAACUUGUCUGUUGUCCACUAUCUUCGAAUGAUCCGAAGCCACCUGAGGAAUCGACAUCAACUUCUGGUCCUCAUGGUCAUGUGAUAUUGACUGAUUAUCAAAUAGCAUUGUUGGAACAGGCUCGCGAAGAUGCAUGCCAUAUAUUAAGACGCUAUUAUUGCUCAAUAGAGGAAUCUAUAUUUUUGAAUCUUUUUGAGAAAGAAGCUAGAAUGUUUCAUUGUCACUCUUGUUCAACACGUACCUCGAUAUCGUCGUCCACUUCAGCCUCCCCAUCCAAACAUGUUACAUCACCUAGAUCCGAUCAAAUUUGGUCAUUUGAAUCGAAUCUUACAUUGGAACAAUUGUUCAUGAAUGCCACAAUAUUGUUGCCGCCAAAUGAAAUAAGCAAAGAUGAUUCGAAUUUUCAUCUACGUCUACCAGGAAUUGAUUAUGAAAAAGCUCGUUAUAUAAUUCAAGUAUUUUUUGUUCUACGUCUCCUUUCAUUUGAUGUUCGCAAAUCAAUGGACGAUACAAGCGACGACGAGAAAGCUCAAGAUUUUGCUAUUCUUUUGGAUGAUCCUAUUAAUUCGCCAUCAAUUUAUUUAGAUCAAUUUAUUGAUCUUGAAAAUUGUGACCUCAAUUUGUGUUCGGUUAUUUCCUUUCAUCUGGUUAAUAAUCAACAUCGACAAUUUUCAGGCGAUAUUCGUGAUCGUUAUUCACAAUCAGCUCCGAUUUCAAGAUCUGAAAGUCCAUCCUUGAUGCAAAAUCAUAAUACAAGUGGUCGUCGAAUUCAACGAUUCAUGACCAUCAUGAAUGAGCUUAUUAUUCUUAUUGAACCGGAUGAUAAGCGAUAUGGUUGGGGUAUUAUUCGUUUUAUGGCUAGAUUACAGGAUAUUGAAAAGAUUGUUAUGCAUUCAAAAGAGCUUGGUAAUCUACAAACAAUACCACCAUUGCCCGAAAAAGAUGAUAACAAAUCAUUAUAUAUUUAUUUUGAUUCAUAUCGAUUAUCAUCUUCAAUUGCAUUAGAUGCCAAAAUAACAAAUUCACGAAUCGGGUAUCGUAAUCGUCAACAAAGUAUUGUGGCUAGAUUUCAAUUUAACGAUAGUGUUCGUAGUUUGGUUGCACGUAAUAACCUAUGUAAAGCUCAUAAAAAAGUAUUAGAUCGCAAAAUAAUAGCUGUUGCAAAUCUCAUUGAUGUGCCUACAAGUGGCCAAACUGCACGUUCUGCUUGUGUAUCAAAAUCCGGUCAUGAUGGUAAUAAAAAAUCAACAAAUCAAAAUCAUCAUAAUCAUCCAGUUUUGACGCGAACAUAUGCAGUUCCUGGCGUUGCAGUUCCAUCAAAAUUUUCUAGUGGACAAUCCUUUGAGUCACAAUCAAAUGAUAAUACUAAUAAAUUGGAUAUGAUUAAUAAAAAACGUUAUGCCUAUCCACCGGCUGUUUCAAAUAACAAUAAAUCAAAUAAAUUGAAUACCAAUCAACAACAACCAUCGGCUAAAAUAUCGAUCGAAAAUGAACGACGUCGUAAAAAGAAAUUGAAAUAUCCAACAAAUCAUUCAGAUCAUGAUCAUGAUCAAGAACAAAAUUGUAUACCAUUAAAUGAUCUAAGUCCAAAAACAUUACGAAAAAAUUUAUCGUCAACAAUAACAGCAGCAAAUGCUGCCGCAUCUGUAACAUUAGCAGCCGAAUGGCAAGAAAAUUCAAGCAAUUCUCAUCUAUUCAAUGAUACACAAAUUGAAGAAGGUAUCAAUCCAUUGGAUAAUAAUAAUCAUGAUGUUGUAUCAAUAUCAUUAGAUAAUCUUAAUGUAACCAGAACGACAAUGAUUAAUGAUAUUAAUGAAACUACAAAUACUGCUAAUAAUAAUAAUAAUAAUAAAAGAUCUUCACCUCCAUCAUCAUCGAUACGACAACAGAAUCGUACGUCCGAAACAUUCGAUGUAUAAAUUAAUUAUUAUUUUCAUCUGAAUGAUGGGAAUUUAUUUGCAUAUUUAAAACAAACAAAAUUAUUAUCUAUUUGUGAUAUCAUCAUCAUUUGUAUUAAUUGAAAAUUUGUGAAUUUUUUUUCUUUUGUUUUGUUAAAUAAGCUCAAUUAUGGA